AAUCACUUUGAUCAAUACGAAGAAGGGCACCUGGAGAUAGAGCAAGCAUCUCUAGACAAGCCUAUAGAAUCGGAUAAUAUUGGACACCGCUUACUCCAGAAACAUGGGUGGAAGCUGGGCCAGGGAUUGGGAAAGUCACUGCAGGGGAGGACAGAUCCCAUCCCUAUCGUCGUCAAGUACGAUGUCAUGGGCAUGGGGCGGAUGGAAAUGGAGCUCGACUACGCUGAAGAUGCCACUGAGCGGAGGCGUGUACUGGAGGUGGAGAAAGAAGACACCGAGGAGCUGAGGCAGAAAUACAAGGAUUAUGUUGACAAAGAAAAGGCAAUUGCCAAGGCUUUGGAAGACCUCAGAGCAAACUUCUACUGUGAACUCUGUGACAAGCAGUAUCAAAAGCAUCAAGAGUUUGACAACCACAUAAACUCUUACGAUCAUGCUCACAAGCAGAGGUUGAAAGAUCUCAAGCAAAGGGAAUUUGCUCGCAAUGUCUCUUCAAGAUCACGUAAAGAUGAAAGGAAGCAGGAGAAAGCCCUCCGGCGUCUACAUGAACUGGCUGAACAGAGGAGACAGCCUGAAUGCGCUCCUGGAAGCGGACCCAUGUUCAGAACCACCACGGUGGCUGUGGAUGAGGAAGCUGGAGAUGAUGAUGAUUCUGCAGCCAACAGCAGUUCUUUCAUCCAGACAACUUCUGGCCACGCCACAGAGAUGACUAUGGACAGAGGUUUCCUAAACACUGGACAAGUCGGUGGCACUGUUAUGCCAAGCCAAAUGCCCAUCCAGACGGCGCAAGCAAUCAGCUUUGGCAUUAAAAGUACUUUGGGAACUCCACUGCAGAAGAUAGGUGUGUCGUUUUCAUUUGCCAAGAAGACCCCGGUAAAGCUUGAGACCAUAGCUUCUGUUUUCAAGGACCAUGUGGAAGAAUCGAGUUCUGCAGAUGGAGCAAAAGGUGAUGAGAGAGGAUCCUCAGAUGCAGGGAGCCUGCAGAAAUCUGGCGAGGGCGAAAGCACAAAUAAUUCUGACAGCAAGGCGGAGGAAGAUGACCAACAUGACAAAGAUAAUGGGUCUCUAGCCACUACGUUAUCUAAACUAAAAAAGAUGAGACGAGAAGAUGGACCAAUGGCCGUUGAACCAGAAUACUACCACUAUAUUCCCCCAGCCCAUUGUAAAGUAAAGCCUAAUUUUCAAUUCCUGCUUUUCAUGAAGUCUACCGAACAAAUGGAAGCUGAAAAUGUGAACAAAAAAACCACGCAUGAAGUUAAAAAGGGUAGUUCUCCAAAACCCAAACCCGGCAAGCACACAGAGAAGGCUGCUGAGAGCACGGGGCAGCAGAAGGAGCAGAGCACUACUGAAACUGUAGCUCAGCAGAGCAAAACAGAACUAAAAGAAGUCUCAGAAAAUGCGAGUAUGCAGGAGAACAAGCAUUUUACAGAGAGCAAUCUCCCUGAGCCAAACACUACUAAAGAAGUCGCUCAGCCUGUCCCAGGCUGUAAAGAUGUCACUGAAGGACCAAAGCAUCCAACAGGACCCUUUUUUCCCGUUCUGAGUAAAGAUGAGAGCACAACUCUCCAGUGGCCUUCAGAGCUUCUCAUAUUUACCAAAGCAGAACCAUCUGUUUCAUACAGUUGUAACCCCCUGUAUUUUGAUUUCAAGCUCUCUCGUAACAAAGAUGCUAAAGGUAAAGCGGCAGAGAAAUCUAAGGAUCCAGGGGGUCUUUGUAAAGAAAACGUUCCGAGCACAGAAUCCAGUGAGCUAAGCGAACACAAGGAGGCAGAAAGCGUAGCUAACAGUUCUGCUCUAAAAAUGGAAAACAAAUCUCUGUCCACCUGUGGCUCCCAGAACAAGCAGGAGUCCAGUUUGAUAAGCAUUAGUAAGGGAGAGGGAGAAGACAGUAGUAAAAGCAUAACCGGUAAGAGUAAAUCUGGGAGAUCCCAUAAACACAAAAAGAAAAAGAAGCACAAAAAGUCCAGCAAACACAAACGUAAACACAAGGAGGAAGCUGACGAGAAGGGCCGAAAAACUGACCUGGGGGAAGAGAAACCCAAGAAACGGAAAAGACACAGACACAAAAAAGGCAAAUCCUUUCUUUCUACUCAGUCGGAACGAGUGCUGAAAACCGAAUUGUCUGAAGAUUGUAGCCAUUUCCAGAAGAAAAAGCGGUUCUCUCAGGAGUCCCAGAGGAAGUCUCUGUCUGCUGAAGAGGGAAGCAGCGGUAAAAAGGAGGAUGGUGGUAACUCCUGCCAAGAGCACAGCAGCAAAAAACACAAGGCUGACCUGCAGCAGUUAUCUAGCAGCGGGGACUACGACAGUGACGAGGGCGCUCACAGGAAGCACUGCCAGCAGAAAUCCCCGUCGCAGUACAGCGACGACUAUGACUCCGGCAGCGACCACUCCAGGAGCCGCUCCAGGUCGGGGCGGAGGCACUCCUCUCACAGGUCCUAUUCGACCAGCUCUGAUGCCUCCUCGGACCACAGCCGGUACAGCCGUCGGAGAAGUUACUCGGAUGAUAGCUACAGCGAUUACAGUGACCGGUCAAGGUGCCAUUCAAAGCAGUCCCACGACUCGGAGGAUGACUCUGACUACAACAGCUCGAAUCACAGAUCAAAGCGGCGCAAGUACUCCUCUUCUGAAGAUGACUACAGCUCGAGUAGGAGCAGGUCGAGGAGUCGAAGCAGGAGCCGAACCCACCCUCGAGGUAGGUCAAGAACAAGGAGCCGGGGCAGAACACGCAGUAGCAGCUGCAGCCGCAGUCGAAGCAAGAGGAGAAGCCGAAGCGUAACAGGUCGCAGCUGGAAACGGAGCCGCAGCUAUAGCAGGGAUCGCAGCCGCAGUACGAGAAGCCACUCGCAGAGGUCUCUCUCGCGAAAGGGCUCUCGAGGCCACGAGAGCCCCGAAGAGAGGAGGUCCGGGAGAAGAGACUUCAUCAGGUCCAAAAUCUAUCGCUCGCAGUCUCCUCACUAUUUCCGGACAGGCCGAAGUGAAGGAUCGUCGCUGAAGAAAGAGGACGGCAAAGGAGAGGAUCUGAAAGGAUCUGGCUCACUCUCCCAAAACAGCAGCAGCUCUGGCACGGGGAGGGCCUCGGAAGGUGACUGCAGUCCGGAGGAGAGAAACUCCGUCACUGCAAAACUACUCCUGGAAAAGGUUCAAUCCAGGAAGGUUGAGAAGAAGCCCUGCAUCACUGACGAGAUGCUGGCAGGGGCAAACAAGGUGGGCAUAAAGCUCAAAGAUCCUCCCCAGGGCUACUUUGGCCCGAAACUUCCUCCUUCCUUAGGCAACAAACCCGUUCUCCCCUUAAUUGGGAAACUGCCAACCAUUCGAAAACCAAACGCCAAAAGAUACGAAGAGUCUGGCUUGGAGAGGGGCGAGGAGCAAGAGCUGUCGGAUUCUGAGGAUGUUUCCCAAGGCAUCGAGGAGGCUCAGUUGGCUGGCCAGUCUCUCCUGGAAGAAGUGGUGAUGGUAAUUCAGGACAAACCUCUGGAUGAGCAGAAACGUGACGAACCUGCCGUGGAAAUGCCGUCCAUUCCCCUGGAAGCACCGGCACUCCCCGAGUGCUUUGGUUCUGGAGAUCUGGUCAUGCCGCACAACUUCCUCUCAGAUCCGAGCGAUGGCGAUGGGCUAGAACCUAUGGACGGGGGCAACCAGCCGGUCCCAGUGGAAACCAGUAUGAUGCCCUUAGUUCCAGAUGUCGAGCACUUUCCUGGCUACGUGCCUCAGAGCGGGGAGCCGAGCAUCGAAGGGGAUCGGGAAGGAGGAGAAGAUUCCUCUCUAGCACCACUCGAGAGCCAGCCGAUCACUUUUACACCCGAAGAAAUGGAGAAAUACAGUAAGCUGCAGCAAGCUGCUCAGCAGCACAUUCAGCAGCAACUUCUGGCAAAGCAGGUCAAGGCCUUUCCUGCCUCGGCGGCCCUGGCGCCGGCAGCGCCUGCCCUGCAGCCCAUCCACAUUCAGCAGCCGGCGGCGGCAUCCGCAACCUCCAUCACCACCGUGCAGCAUGCCAUCCUGCAGCACCACGCCGCCGCGGCCGCCGCCGCCAUCGGGAUUCACCCUCACCCCCAUCCUCAGCCUCUCGCUCAGGUUCAUCAUAUACCCCAGCCCCACUUGACACCUAUUUCAUUAUCCCACUUGACCCACUCGAUUAUUCCAGGGCACCCUGCUACGUUUCUAGCCAGCCACCCCAUCCACAUCAUUCCAGCGUCAGCUAUCCACCCGGGCCCCUUUACUUUUCAUCCGGUUCCUCACGCUCUUUAUCCAACCCUUCUUGCCCCGAGACCCGCUGCCGCUGCGGCCGCUACAGCGUUACAUCUUCACCCUUUGCUGCACCCCAUUUUCUCAGGACAGGACUUGCAGCAUCCACCCAGUCACGGCACAUGAAGGACAAAAUGAAGUAACCUUGGAGGAAAGAGAAUAUUUUGCAUUUUGGGAAGGGGUUGAAGUUGAUGCAGCUGGCAGGUGAGGCCUGAGAAUUUCCUUUCACUCUUUAGCAGCCAAAGAAGCCAGAGGCUCGAGGGAUGGGUAGCAGCAGGCGGCGGGUCAGUUCGUAAGCGUUGUGUAUAUCCGCUACCAGGGACUGUCUCACGUCCCCGACACCUCCGUGCACGUAGCAGCACUGUAUCCUAGAAGAACCAUUUCACGUGUAGACCAGCGAGACACUUAGGCUUUUUUUUUCCCCUGGAUUCUUACAUUUGGCCAUCUUCCUUCUGCCGCCUUGUAUAUGAUAAAUGAGAUUUCGUACACACUAAUAGGUCUCUAAAAAUCCUUUUAAUGAGGUCAUCUAAUUAAAAUAGUCAGCAUGAUUGAAUCCAGCUUGUAAUCAGUGACAAAACAUUCAGUAAUUGACAGCUGUGGAUCCUGGCGAGGAGACCGAUGGAAGGGCAGUGCCACUCUUGUUUUGGCUGGGCCAGUACCAGUUUUCAGGCAUUACAGGAGAUUUCUUGGCACCCUAUCGCUGCACCCCUGGGGUUUCUUUUCUCGGCGUGAGCAGCAAAGGUGGAAGUAAGAUCUUAUUUUAAAGCCCAAGAGAGGAGCUGCGCGUCUGCUCAGCGCUCCGACCCUUCUCCAUCCUGCAUUAGCAUUCUCCUGGGCGAGGACUGCACCUUGACGCCUUCUGGAUAUCCUGGACUGGAGAGAGGUUCUCGGUUUGGUCGGUGAUUUCAAUCUGGGCUUUGACCACUCUUCUCCUGGGGCGGGGGGGAAUAUCACUCUGACUUCUGUCUUUUGCGGUGUUGGGAAAGAGGCACUCGGAUGAGAGAGAAGGAAAAUCCCUUUAGGAAUCGAAGCAAUACAGAGGACUGGGGAGAGUGGCGGGGGUAUGUAAAGUGUAUUCUUUCCUCUGUAAUACUGAUGGUUUCCUUAUUAAUUUAUAGGAUUUUUUUUUAAUGUAAAGAAUUGCACUGAACUCUGUAAACAAAGAUGCUGCUUUUUGUAGCUCAUAUAAAAAGGUUACAUUUGUAGUAUACUGCAAUAAUAUUUUUUACAGCCAGUUCUUUUAGUGGUACUUGUUCUGGUGGCUUUUGUGUAAAUAUGUUUGCUGUAGGUGAAAUAAGACACUUGUAAAGGUUCAACUUUAUAGUUUCAGCUAGAUGCAAAAUGACUAAGCAUGUAUAUUUUAUCAAGCUCAUGUAUUUUUGAAGUUUUUAUGUACUAUAAAAUGUAAAAAAAAAAAAUCUUCAUUUAGCAUUUUGCAGAAGAAAAAAAAAAAGUGAGACUUGGACUAGGUGAGGUGCGUGGACGACACCGGUGACUCUAACAGCUAAUGAACGGCAUCGCAUUGGAAGGCGGCGGUGGCUGCCGGCUUUGCGGAGGGAAGCAGCCCGGGCACGCUGCGUGCUCCUCGUCUUUGCUAAGCAGCUGUUUAUAGGAAUCGACACUGGAGGCAGUCUCAGGAGCGUCAGGAAUUUGGGUUGUCUCCCAGAGUAUAAAAUACCCCCUUUUUUUUUCUUUUUCUUUUUUUUUCCCCUGGGUUUGAACCGGUGAUUUGCCGGUGCCAGCCCGGCUGUGCAGUUCAGUACAGUCUUCUGGUGAAGGAAGAGCCUUUUAACCGUAACCGUGUGCCAUCUUACACGCAGGGAGAGGUGGUUUAGGACUAAUCCCUUGAGGCUGUGCCUGCCUGUGAUGUUCCAUAAGGGAUUUCUCUGUUCGUUCUGGCAUCAUCCACUGGCUGCAGAUAACGCUGCCUGUGGGAGCCUUCUCCAUCCACGGGCUCUUCCCGUGGCACCGGCACGAGUUGCUGCUGUCCCCGCUGACCUGGGUUAUUUCAGGUUCGGGUCCUCCUCGUGUUA
Messenger RNA from Pygoscelis adeliae (Adelie penguin), 6272 nucleotides. It is a transcript of the gene GPATCH8, whose product is annotated as G patch domain containing 8. Gene Ontology annotation, cellular component: nucleus. The coding region runs from base 187 to 4365 and encodes 1392 amino acids. The record is from RefSeq and is a predicted model, not a curated record. NCBI's taxonomy places the organism in Eukaryota, Metazoa, Chordata, Aves, Sphenisciformes, Spheniscidae. The transcript is spliced from 8 exons.